Molecule: messenger RNA, 3472 nt
Organism: Asterias rubens (European starfish)
Lineage: Eukaryota; Metazoa; Echinodermata; Asteroidea; Forcipulatida; Asteriidae
Product: cell division cycle protein 27 homolog
Exons: 20
Coding region: 112-2646 (844 amino acids)
Biological process (GO): cell division
Molecular function (GO): protein binding
Source: RefSeq, a predicted model, not a curated record
GCAAAAUGGCGGACAGUUGGAAAAUUGCAAGAGGAAAUAAUAUUUUACAAAAUUAAGAAUCUCGCAUAAGUUGUUUACUUCACAUGCGUUUUUAGAUUAGUGUAGUAUAUCAUGGUUGUCCAGGAGCCAGUGCAGGCUGCAAUAUGGCAGUGUUUAAAUUAUUACGCCUACUCAGAUGCUGUCUUCCUGGCUGAACGACUCUAUGCUGAAGUUGGCUCUGAUGAGGCGCUAUUUCUAUUAGCAACAUGUUACUACCGUUCUGGCAAAGGCAAUAGAGCCUACUCAUUACUACAGAUGAAAGGAUGUCCCACCCCACAGUGUCGCUAUCUCAUGGCACGUUGCUGUGUUGAUUUAGAUAAGAUGGCUGAAGGAGAAGCAGCCUUGGUCGGCAAUGCAAUCCUCAAACCCCACUCCUGUGAAGAAAUCAAGACAGAGUUUGGAGAUGCUGCACCAUUUGCUCUUGCACUCUUGGCCAGAAUAUGCAGUAAAACAGAGCGAAAAACCAAAGCAUCAGAGUCACUCAAGCAAAGCUUAAAGAUGAACCCGUUCCUGUGGUCCUCAUUUGCAGAUCUCUGUAAUCUAGGGGAGAAGCCAGAUCCCAGCAAGGUAUUUACGAUGGCAGUGUCUACUCCUGAUGUAUCUACAACACAGCAAGAUCUGUACCCUAUCAUCGAUACAGAAAACAUGUCCGUCAAUCAUCAGCAACCUUUGGUACUGGAUUCACCUGCGAUGGAGACGCCACAGGACAACUCAACCUUCAAUGUACAGCUCUCCGGGAUCAAGCCCUUAUCUAACCUCUUCACUCCUGACUCAGUACAAACUCCUGACCUCCAUCACACCCCGGGUGACAUGCCUCUCAUCCUACCCCCAUCGGCUCCACUUAGCUCAUCACGUUACCCAAGGACGAGACCCAGGGUCGGGAGGAAUCUCUUAGGGGGUCCGGUCUCCCUCAGUCCUCUCACACCAAGUUUUGGGGUUCUCCCGUUGGACACUCCUAAUGGCGGUGACAGUAUGACUGCUUAUAUCACCCCAUCGCCAACGAUGUUAGAAAGUCAGUCUGCUGAAAUCAGGGCGCCACAGAAAAAGGGAAUAUCAAGAAGAUCUCAGAUCACAAAGCCAGCCGUCUUCAGCCAGUCUGGGAAUUCUAGUAACACUAACAAGGAUCCCUCACCAAUGCUUCUCAAUCCAACACCAAGUCCACAAUCAAGUGCGGCUCAAGUUUUGUUUCAAAACCCUCAAGGAGUUAGGAGGAGCUCCAGGCUUUUUACAAAUAAUUCAGUCAAGGAAAAUGCAACCAAAAAGACGUCAGCCAGGAGUAAAAUCGGGUCACCUCGUGGUCUCAAGGCCAAGACGAAAAGCAAGACUAGCCGUACGUCCACGAUAACACAACCACCAGACUCUGAAGAUCUGAUCAAACCGGAUAACUAUCGAACGUUAGACACCAAGGCAGCGUAUGUGUCUGCCUCGCAGCAUCAGCAGUUAAUGAGCUUCCAGAGGGCUUCUGCAGAGGGUCUUCUGGCCUUACUACGAGAGAUCGGCAGGGCGUAUGUAGCAUUAAGCCAGUACGACUGUCGUAAAGCAAUCGCUCUCUUCUCAAGUUUACCACCGCAACACUACAACACCGGCUGGGUCCUGUCGCAGGUCGGACGGGCGCGCUAUGAAUUAGCGGAAUAUCAGAAGGCAGGAAGAUUGUUUUAUGAGGUACGUCGUCUUGAGCCAUACCACCUUGAAGGAAUGGAGAUCUUCUCCACUGCUUUAUGGCAUCUACACAAGGAAGUAGGUCUCUCCACCUUGGCACAAGAACUUGCAGAUUUUGAGCCGGAUUCACCAGAGGCUUGGUGCGCGACGGGUAACUGCUUCAGUUUGCAAAAAGAACACGACAUGGCAAUUAAAUUCUUCCAACGAGCAGCUCAGGUUGACCCUCAGUUUGCGUACGCCUACACGUUACUGGGUCACGAGUAUGUAGCCACAGAAGAACUAGAUAAAGCAAUGUCGUGCUACCGUACGGCAAUACGAAUAAACUCAAGACACUACAAUGCAUGGUAUGGGGUUGGUAUGAUAUACUACAAACAAGAGAAGUUUGCGUUGGCUGAAAUGCACUAUCGGAAAGCCCUGGCCAUUAAUCCACAGAGCUCUGUGCUCCUUUGUCAUAUAGGAGUGGUACAACACGCUCAGCACAAAUCCCACCAGGCUCUACAGACGCUAAACCGAGCCAUCACGAUGGAUCCAAACAACCCACUGUGUAAGUUCCACAGGGCGUCCAUCUUCUUUGCUACAGAGCGUUAUCAAGACGCUCUACGAGAGCUGGAGGAACUCAAACAGAUUAUCCCUAAGGAGUCGCUAGUAUACUUCAUCAUGGGAAAGGUGUUCAAAAAGUGCGGUCAGACUCACCUAGCCUUGGCCAAUUUCUCGUGGGCCUUAGACUUAGAUCCUAAGGGUGCAAAUAAUCAAAUCAAGGAAGCUUUAGAUAAGAGGUAUCUACCUGACGAUGAUGAUCCAACGGCUGAAGCCUUAGCUGAACGAGCCCCAAGUGAUGCCGAUGUUGGAGAUGGCGAUGCGCUAGGUGAAGGUGACAUCUUACAUGAGGGUGCCGUUGAACCUGAUGAUAUGCAGCUACAAGCAAAUGAAAGCGACGAGAGUUUAUGAUCGGACGAUGUAUUCUCGCCACAAGAGUUGCAUCUCUGGGUGCUGCAGCCGUGAUCAUUUAACAAUGGGAGAUUUUUGAGGCACUGGCGUCAGCAGACAGAACUAAGAAAAAGGACAGCCCAGAAGUCUCCCAUGGAAGGAUAGAUUACAGUUUUUAAGUUUCUUCAACCAUUAUGCAGUUGCCAUCUUGGAUUUAAAUGCAGAACUCCGAAAGAACCCUUUCAAAACGUUUUGCUCUGUUUCCACCUUUCUGAAGUCAGCUAAUGAUGUUGCUGACAAAGAAAUUGGUGGCUACAGCUACGACUACGGCUUGAUCAACGCGUCAUCAUGCACUGAAGUACAGGACUUCCCUAACAACACCUUUGGCAACAGUCGUAGCCAUAGCUGGAACCGCCAAUUUAAGCAUUUUGUGUGUAUUAAAAUAGUUGGGUGCCUCAAUAUUGCAAUGUUCACCUUGUGCAACAAGACCACAAUGUUUGGUUGUUAACCACUUAAGGUUAAUUUUAGUCUUUUUCUAUUUUAUAAUCAAACGACAGAUCUAAAUCUGAAAGCAAAUAAACACUUUAUCAAAGUUCACAUAGAAAAAUAUUGUAAAUCUGUAUCAGCCAUCUUAGUCAAUUAUAUUUGUAGGAAAAGAAACAGAUUUUUUGGAUAAGAAGUUUGCUUGAAAGAUUGAUGUCAAGUGUUAUGUGAGACUUUCUGUAGUAAUUAACAAACUGUGCCAUGUCAUUGUGUGCAUGGAUGUGUGUAUGUAUGACAAACGUACUUUAAGUAUGCUGCCUUGUGGAUAAUUAUGAUAAUAAAGUAAUGUACAGUAUGAAUUGAA